This is a messenger RNA of Vitrella brassicaformis, 3758 nucleotides long. NCBI's taxonomy places the organism in Eukaryota, Vitrellaceae. The record is from the annotation of a GenBank genome assembly.
CUUUGUUAGGAGGUGGUUUCUUCCGCCGUGCCUUGCGCUCGGCAGAUCUGCCACCCGCUCCCUUCCUCUCAGCAUGGAUGCAGGUGAGGGUGAGGACGACCAUCGCAUGACGGCCCGGCAGCUGGCCUUGCUUAAGGCCGCCGGUGGGCAGAAACGCAAACCCAUCAUGGACGUCGACACCAGCAGUAGUGACGCGGAAGGCUCGGAGUAUGGCAAGGGAGGGCGGCACAGAAAGGCCGGCAAGAAGAGGCAGCUGGGGGAUAGGAAGGGUAAGGGUAAGGGCGAUAGGAAGGGCCGCGGGAGGGAUAAGAUGGAGGUGUCGGACGACGAGGAGGAUAUCGAGGUGAGGACUGAGGGAUGCAGAUGGCUGCUGAUGGGUGGUGGGUGCAUUUCCGUGUGUUUUGUGGUUUGGCUUCGUUACUUUAUGCAGGAUGUAGUUGAGGUUGGUCAUGCUGAUGCGUUGAAGGCCCUGAAGAAGAUGACCAUGAAGCUCGAAGGGCAGCUCAAGCAGGCCAAACAGGCCGAAAAACAGGUUCUUCGUGGAACAGAGAGGCUGGCGGAAUGGAGAUGGGAGUACUUGACUUUGUGAUGCGUUUGCUGCGUGUGCGUGUAUUGAUGCCAUCAGGCUCGUGAGGUGUAUGAGUUGAGGAGGGCCGCCCCUGAUGCCGAAUCGCUCGAACACCAACACCGCAUCCAGGUGAGCGAGUGGGUCAGGGCCAAUACCAUACACACGCCGACCGACAUCAAUACACACAGCCUCUCCUUGUAUGUGUGUGGUGUCGUUCAGGAGGUGGAUCGUCAGAUUCGCGUGUGGUCGAGCAUGGUGUGUGCAGACGCCAACACGCAGAUCAGCCACAUGGACAAGGUCGCUACCAGGCAGAUGAAGGAGAACCUCCGCAAACUCGACGCCAUCCGACACAGACUCAACGAAAUGGACCAAGACGACACCGAGCAGGUCAACCCAACACAACCCGAGACAGCACAAAGAGAGGAAGGCAAUCCACCUCCGUUCCUUUCCUCUGAUGUGUCAGGUCACAUCGCCGCUUGAGGGUCUGCCUGAGGCCCUGUGGAUGGCCGACGGUGUGGGGAUGGGCGCCAUGCUGGGCUUCGUGUCGUAUCUGGAGUCGCUGGCGGGCGUCAACACCUUCUUCCACCACCUCACCCAGUCAAGCGGCAUGCACCCCAUCGCCGAGUUGGAGGACUCACCCAAAAUGAAAAUCGCUAAGAAAUGGACGGCCGGUGAGGAGAGCGGGAAGCCGACACCUUUGUGUGUGCGACGACGUGUGGUGACGUGUGGUGUGUGUGUUGUGAUCAGGUCCGUUGUCCGAGUGUGUUGACGUGCGCAUCUACCACCGGCCCACCAAGUCGCUGGUGUACCUGCUGGAGCGCCUCUCGGCCACCGUCGAGAGUGUGGACCUGCAGUGCCAGUACGAGCACCCCAUCUACAGAAACGGCCAGCGUGCGCCAGAGAGACAGGUGCAGUACAACGUGGAGCGAGACAUGCGUAAGAGGAAGGGCGACUUCCAGAAGGUCGACCUGCCACAGAACAAGGUGGGGGCGCUGCCAAGACACACAGGCUUUCUUCCACUCAUCAUUGCUAUGUCUCCCUCUUGUGUGUCCGGUAGGAGCCGAUUGUGUUUGAGCGUGUGGAGUCAGCCAGCGCUGGCAAUGUGUGGCUGAAGGUGGCCGAGGACCGCAUGUACCAGAUGCCGCACCUGCAGGGCCUCAGUGUGGUGGACGUCACCAUGGCUGGGGCUCAUCGGUGGAUCCGCGAGGCUGACGGGGGCAUCAAAUCGCUGCACAUCAUCUGCGACAAGGUGAGGAGGCCACUCGGAGAGGGAAAGGGGAUACAUAGCUGCAUGAACGACUGAUCUCAUAUUGCUACUUUGCCUCCAGGAGGAUCCGAAUUGCCGAGGGGCCGCUGCGAGUCUCAGCCAAGUAGCAAACGCCGUCGCCGGCACGCCAUCAGGUAAUGAAAGACACCACACAAGGGCGGCAGCGUCGCUAUGCAUUCCUCUGUCCCCCGUAUGUAUGUAUGUAUGUAUCAGCCAAGAGCCUCACGUCGCUGACUGGCCGCAUCGAGUACUCCGGAAACCCGCACACAAACAAUAGCUUCAUCGAUGUGGUGGGGGUGGCUGAGGACGAGGGCGGCCCGCUUGGCUUCAUCGGCAACAUCGUCGGCAACCUGAUCGGCACGAAGCGGGACAAGGCAGGCCCCCUGGAGGAGAUCGAGAUGGCCAUCGGGGAGAUCCGAGACACACACAAGAUACAGGUGGGAAAAGAACACAGCACCUUCUGCAUCCAUGGCUAUCCCAUCGACCCUUCCGUCUGCGUGUCGCCUGCACCAGAAUCUGCAUCGUUUUCGCACCAAGUGCCUGGCCCCUGACGCCCGUGAGGACUACUUCAACCGCAUCGAGGAGGGCGAGCUGCAGGGCGGCCCCACCGUCCAUCUGCCCUUCAGAUGCAACAAGAAGGCCCUCACCGACUCCGUCUCGACGGUGGAGGUGUGCUGCCAGGAGGCCGAGAAGGUGACCCUCGACAGCCGUGCGUCUGCCGACACCAUCGAUGAGGCCCCCGGGCUGGAAUCGCUGGUGUGUGAGCAUGCCCACGAGCUCACCAUCACACCUGCGGGCGGCACCCAGCAGCUGCCAUCCUACAUCACACACGACCCCACAUCGCUCUUCCCGAGCGUGUCGUCUGUCGUGGUUGAGCAGAGAGGGGAGGGCAGGAGUGUGUAUGAUGGUGGGGCGGGUGAUGUACUGCAUGCCCUCUCCCCCCACCUAGAGAAGGUGCGUUUUGAGUUGUCUGCCCGUCCGAACCCUCUCGCCACGUGCACACUGCUGCCUGAUUCCCUGGGGUCUGUCGCGGAUGAAGGUGGAGAGUUAGCAGUCCAGUUGAAGUACAAUGUCGACCGUCUCAAUCACAAUGCAGAGGGCAACUAUGUAUGGUACCAAAACGUGUCUAUGGAGUGGAAGUUAUGCAGAGAGAGAGAUGCAGUGAGGCAGGUGAUGGAGAAUGGCCGUGUCUCCUCACUCGAAGUGCAGAUCAGCAUCAAUGAGUGGUUCCAUGCCCGCGACCUGCGCACGUUUUUUGCUUCAUUCGCUGAGUGUGUGGUAGUGGCGUUUUCAGCCUUUCCCGCACUCAAAAGUGUCGUGCUGUCUGUCCAGUACAAGCCCGGAUAUCUGGCUACUAUGUUGAGGCAGGGGGCUAAGAAGAGGUGUCGCGUGACAGAGAGGGCUGACGGGACGAUAGUGCUGCGGCCCAGCCAGGCCAGACAGAGAGCUAAGAAGGAGGAGGGAGAGGGAGAGGGAGAGGGAGAGGACGAGACAGACACCAUCAUCAAGAAAGAGGAGUAGACACACACACAAUACACUCAAUACAUUGCAUUACACCACUGUCUCAAGGGGAGGGAAUUGGGGUGGGAGGCGCUGUACAGUCGUGCAUCGAUGGAUCCAUACAUGUGUGUGCGGGGGGUGGAUUGGCUUGUCGGCUCACGGAUGGCGUGGAAGGCCUGCCUGCCUGCCUGGGUGUGGGAUCACUACGUGCGAGUGCUACCACUACUAGCCUCUCGAUGACACAUGUGGCCCUCACUCCUUGCGGCCCUUCCUGCCAGCCCUGACAGCCAUCUCAUGUGUGUGAAUGUGUGUGUGAAUGGAUGGAUGGAUGGAUGGAAUGCCUGUUGGACCGUCCACGUGAGAGACACUGACUUGACCGGGCAAAUGCUUGUGGGUGGGUCAAACAACACACUCGUGUCUCCG